Molecule: messenger RNA, 773 nt
Organism: Elgaria multicarinata webbii
Lineage: Eukaryota; Metazoa; Chordata; Lepidosauria; Squamata; Anguidae
Gene: GGCT
Product: gamma-glutamylcyclotransferase
Exons: 6
Coding region: 172-753 (193 amino acids)
Molecular function (GO): gamma-glutamylcyclotransferase activity
Source: RefSeq, a predicted model, not a curated record
UGUUCUCGGGUGCGAAGUCGCUGGCUGGUCGGCUGCACAAACGAGAAAGGAGCAAGGGAGAGCAGAUUUUGCAAAACAUUUUCCUAAGCUGCUGCUCAGUGAUGAGGGGAAAGGGGUGGCACCUUCCAUGAGCAGAGCCCUUCUGUCUACAUAAGGGCUUAUUUUUAGUAGAUGGAAACCUUCAAGAGAUGUACCGGAUUGGGUAGUAACCAAAUCUGCAGGAAUGAAACUUUCCUUUAUUUUGCCUAUGGUAGUAACUUGUUGCGGGAGAGGAUACUAUUAAAAAACCCAUCUGUGGUUUUUCUUACCCUGGCGCACUUACUGGAUUAUAAGCUUGCUUUUGGCUCUCAUCAAGGCAAACCAAGCUCUCAGUGGCAUGGAAGCACAGCUACUAUUGUUUAUACUCCUGGUGAUGAAGUGUGGGGGGUAGUAUGGAAAAUAAACUCCAAUGAUUUAUAUUCUCUGGAUAGACAAGAGGGAGUUGAAGAUGGUCUUUAUGUCCCAAUAGAAGUUAGUGUUCAAACGCAAGAAGGGAAAGUAUUUAAGUGUCGAAGUUACCAAAUGAACGACUACAUCUAUGGUCUUCCUUCCCCUCAGUAUAAAAAGGUCAUCUGUAUGGGUGCAAAGCAGAAUGGUUUGCCAGUGGACUAUCAGGAGAAAUUAGACUCUAUAGAGACUAACAGCUACGCCGGAACUGUGCCAGUGUUUGAAGAAAUUGAAGCUGCUCUCAAUGCAUCUGGGAAAACAAAAUAAUAAAGAACCAUCUUAGAAUA